CUACUACCGUAAUUAAAUAAUCCGUAUUUAUAAAAAUUAGGGGUGUCCCGGAACAUCCCCUAACCCCCUGUCUCCGCCCCUAUUGGGAAAGACCCAUUUAGGGUACUUAAUCACUUCCUUACAAUUUUAAUUUUCAUACCCACCGUCACCAGUGAGUGAUUUAAAUACAAAAUAUAAAUGAAUUCACGAAUUACUUUUUUUUUAACUAGAGAUAAUCAUAUUGAUUGGCUGAAAGAUAAGAGAUUACACCAGUUCACUAAUUUUUUUAAUAAUUGAUAUGUAUAGUUUAUUAAGUAAGAAAAUUUUGAUUACAAUCAUGCGAUUUCCUUAAAAAUGUUUAUCUGCAAACUUCAAUUAUAAUAGUUAUCAGCACUUCUACUAUACUAUAUAGUAUUGGUGCUUUAAUGUACAACUUAAAGUUAUACCAUAACAUUAAAUGUAUAAGUUUAGGUUGUACCAUAAAGCAAUUUGUAUCUUUAUGUUAUGGUACAACUUUACUACUUGAAGUUGUACCAUCACAUAAAUGUACAAGUUCAAGUUGUACCAUAAAAGAAUUUGUACAAAAAGUAUAGGUACAAUCUGAAGUUGUACCAUAACGUAAACGUACAAUUUUAAGUUGUACCAUAAAGACAAAAUUCUAUAGCACCAAUACUAUAUAGCAUUAUAAAAUUUCUCAUUUUGUUGAUGAAAAUCUCUAAAAUAUUUUAAUCUCUUCUUAACUAAACAAUUUGGCAUCUAUAUGUAAACCAUAAUUUUCCAACUGAGUUAUAAAAAAAAAUCAGUCAUGGAAUAGGAUUUUUCUUCAUUUUGAUCUUACAACCUAUAAUAUUUGGCCUUUUUUAUUCAUUUGGAUCAACAUAUUACCAGAGUAUUUACCGCCAAUUGCCCAAUUGUAGUGAUAUUGAUGAAAGAAAUAAUCCUAGAAAGCCCAUUCAGAUAGGAUUAUAUAGAAAAAGCCCAUUCUGAUCGGGCCUUCUUCUUAAAGCCCAUUACCCGUUGAUCAAAGUUCCCUCUCGAGUCUCGAAUCAAAUCAUUGCACGGACUGAGUUAACUCGUUUACCACAAAUUGGAGACCGAGUCCCAGCAGAAACCCUAGCUUUCUUUUGUACAUUUACUUGGCUGCAAGAAAAUCCACCUUCCUGAAGUCGCCAUUCCUGAAGGUGAGUUUGCCUCCUCCUUUCAAUUGCUAGCUACUUACUGCAUUUUACAUAUCAGAAGUUGAUGAUAAAUUUUGAAUUUCAUUCUGAGCGCCAAACCUAAAAUUGAACCCUCCAUUAAGAUUUUUCUGUUUGUUCUUGAAUAUCUCAGAACUCGGAAGAAAUGAGCAUGUUUUUGGUGAAAUUUUAAUUCUUGGAGUAUAUCAGUCGAUGGACACUCCGGGAAGAGGUAGUUCGGUUACUAAGAGGUCGUUGAGGAAGAAAGCUCCUUCCCGGAGUUAUGACGAGGAUUUGGUGGAUGAGGCCAUUGAGAAGCAUCUGGGUGGAAGGUUCAAGAAAAGGAGCCGAACGAAGGAGGCUAUGGAGAAAGAGACCGAGAAGGAGGCAAUGAUAGCUAUAUCUUUGGGGUUCCCAAUUGAUGCAUUGCUAGAGGAAGAGAUUCAGGCUGGGGUAGUGAGCCAGUUGGGUGGCAAAGAACAGAAUGAUUACAUCGUCGUGAGGAACCAUAUUCUCACUAGAUGGAGGAGUAAUGUGCGGAGUUGGCUUUCUAAAGGGCAGAUAAGGGAAACCGUGAGCAAUGAGUAUGAGCAGUUGCUAUCUUCUGCAUACGACUUCCUUUUGUAUAAUGGGUAUAUAAAUUUUGGGAUUUUAUCUGCUACGUCGUCUCCGGUUCUUGAACCGGCGAAUGAAUCUUCUGUUAUAAUUGUUGGUGCUGGACUUGCUGGGCUAGCAGCUGCAAGACAGUUGAUGUCAUUUGGGUUCAAAGUUGUUGUUCUUGAAGGUAGGAACCGUCCAGGGGGGAGAGUGUAUACUCAAAAGAUUGGCAGAGAUGGCGAAUUUGCUGUUGCUGAUAUCGGUGGAAGUGUUAUUACUGGUAUGCAUGCUAACCCUCUUGGAGUUCUGGCAAGACAACUUUCUGUUCCACUUCAUAAGGUUCGGGAUAACUGUCCUCUGUACAAACCGAAUGGGGAACCAGUUGAUAAGCAGAUGGAUUCUGAUAUCGAGUUUACCUUCAACAAGUUGCUCGACAAAGUCAUGGAAUUGAGACAAGUCAUUGGUGGAUUUGGGAAUGAUGUUCCUUUGGGUUUGGUUUUGGAGAGACUUAAACAGCUUUAUGGAGUGGCUAGAACUACCGAGGAGAGGCAGCUGCUUGACUGGCAUCUUGCUAACCUAGAAUAUGCAAAUGCUGGAUGUCUUUCGGAUCUUUCAGCUACGUAUUGGGAUCAGGACGAUCCAUUUGAAAUGGGUGGGGACCACUGUUUUCUUGCUGGAGGAAAUUGGAGAUUGAUCAAAGCAUUGUGCCAGGGUGUUCCCAUAUUCUAUGGGAAAACAGUCGAUGCCAUCAAGUACAAUGAGGAUGGUGUCUCAGUGCUUGUUGGUGAACAAAAGUUUGAAGCAGAUAUGGUACUGUGCACCGUGCCUCUUGGAGUCUUGAAGAGAAAAGCCAUAGAAUUUUAUCCCGAGUUACCUGCAAGGAAGCUGGCAGCAAUUGAGAGACUGGGAUUUGGGCUGCUCAAUAAAGUAGCCAUGCUGUUUCCUCGAGUGUUUUGGGGAGAGGAGCUGGAUACGUUUGGGUGUCUGAAUGACCACAGCAACAGCCGCGGUGAAUUCUUUUUGUUCUAUGGCAACCAUGCUGUUUCUGGAGGUGCAGUACUCAUUGCUCUGGUGGCUGGUGAAGCUGCACAAGCAUUUGAAUGGACCGAGCCAUCAACUUUGCUCCAUCGUGUUCUUGACAAACUCAAAGGUAUAUACAAUCCCAAAGGCAUAGACGUCCCCAACCCGAUACAAUCAAUAUGCACAAGAUGGGGCAGUGAUCCCCUAAGUUAUGGUUCAUACUCUCAUGUUAGGGUGCAAUCUUCCGGCUUUGAUUACGAUGUCCUAGGAGAGAGUGUAGGCAAUCGACUUUUCUUUGCUGGUGAGGCCACAACCAGGCAAUAUCCUGCAACAAUGCAUGGGGCCUAUAUAAGUGGCUUAAGAGAAGCUUCUCGCAUCCUGAAAGCGAGCAGAGCCGAGGAUAAUGAUAAUUCAAGGAAGUCCGCGAUGCCGAGGAGUCUAUUACUGAAAACCAGUGAUUCAUUGGUGGAUUUGUUCAAGAGACCUGAGCUUUCAAUGGGAAAUUUCUCCUUUGUGUUCAAUCCUUUGGAACAGGACCUGAAAUCUGUGGGGAUUAUGAGGGUCACUUUUGAUACUUGUGACGAGGAUUUGAAGGAGGAGCUGGAGAAUAGUUUAAGGUGUCCCGUGAAUAUACCAUUGCAGCUUUACACAAUGAUAUCUCGUCAACAGGUCGUCGAUGCCCAACUGUUCAAUGAUGGUGGGGAUAAGCCUACCUGGUCCUAUUUGACUAGAACCUUAGAGCUGAAGCUAAUUGGUUCUGCAGCCUUUGUAAGCACAGCUCAUUCAUUGAUUUCCAGCAUUGCUAAUCCGCGAAAGGGCAGGGGCAGGCCGAAGAAGAUUGCUCCCCAGUAACCGUAGUGUGUAAGGUGAUAUUUACUUCUGUCUUUCAAUCCACAUCAACUGUAGUCUGUAAAUACUAAUACCUAGUAGUUCAUUCAUCGAAGUUGACUGGCUCAUUCGGCUACCCAUGGCUUAAGUAGGCCUCGUCAUUGAACCAUAUAGUAUAUGUAAAGGAAGAAGUGUUGAUAUAAUAUUCCUUUAGUACAUGCUGUAAUUGGGGUUAAAACCAUAUAUCGGUGUGACUUGUAAGACAGAGCAAUGAUGUACUCUCCAUUUGAACCUCAAUUUUGCCAAUCAAAUUCAAAAGUUGAA
Molecule: messenger RNA, 3923 nt
Organism: Linum trigynum
Lineage: Eukaryota; Viridiplantae; Streptophyta; Magnoliopsida; Malpighiales; Linaceae
Source: the annotation of a GenBank genome assembly